AAUCCGUCCUAGCCAGCUGUACUGGGUCAGGCUGAAGCAUGAAGUGAUUGCGAUUGACGUGGUCCAUGUCCCCACUCACGCGUUGAAUCGUCUCCGUCCCACGUGGUCCACCCCUCUUCGGUUGGCCCGCUUGGUCCGCUUGGCCGUUGCCCUGACCUUUCGCCGCCAGUGCAGGUCACGCAGCCCGGCUUGAACAAGAUGGGGGGUUCCUCCGAGCAGGUCAUUUCGGCCGUGGAUCAUUACCGUCGCAAGAUGGAGCGCCACGCCCACGAAAGUCGCACGCUUUUGCACGCUCUCUCGAAAUUGGAUCGUUUGGAAGGGAUUUCGAUCGCCGUGUUGCACUCCACCGGGAUCGGCAAGGCCGUCAACAGCCUCAAGAAGCACGAAGACGAGGACGUGGCCGGCAAGGCCCGGGCCAUCGUGGCCAAAUGGAAGGAGAUCGUGGCCAAUGAAGAAGAAGAACAGGAACAGAUCAAAGAAGAGGAGGAACAGCAACAGCAGGAACUACAAGAGCAGCAGUCACCCCCUCCGGAGCCAGAGGUGCACGCCCAGCCCUCGGAGACGGAAGCGGAGCCCCAAGAGGCUAGCCCGCCUCCGCCCCUGGCUGCCAGUCCCCCGCGGGUGGCUACGCCCAACAGGUCAUCCGAGAGUGAACCGGGCAAGAAGCGAUCCAAGUCGGAUCGGGAGGCCAGCUCGGAGACGAGUGGCACGCCAACCAAGCCCAAGAAGUCGGCCAAGUCCAAGCAUCGUGAUAGAAGAGACAGCGCGGAAUCCAGUUCGCAUCGAAAGGACAAGAAGUCGAGCCACGCCUCCUCGUCCGCGUCCAAUCCCAAGAAGGAUAAGGAACGCUCGACCCGUGAUCGUGAUCAUCAUCGACAGCAUAAAAGUGAUAAAAAGUCCGGCUCCAAAUCGGAAUCCUCGUCCAGUCGUCAUCGCUCGCACGAUUCCAAGUCCAAGUCGAGUAGUCGGUCGCUCCAGCUGGAUUCGGACGGCUUUGCGGCCGCCUUGGACGUGCCCACCGUGAGUAACGGCAGUACCAGUGCAGCUGGGCCGGUCGUGUCCGGUCUGAAACGGCGGGAACGCGAUGAAUCCCCGCGCACGGCUUCGCCCAGUCCGGCGCCUCCACCCAUUCGGAGCCAAAGUUCGGCUGGCCCGCCCCCGGUUCCGGCUCAGGCCGCUUCGUUACCCGUGCCGACCAAUCUGAACCCUAAUUACAAACCCCUGCCCCGCCAGGACAACUCAUACGUCAAUGGCAUCACGCGCAAGAUUGCGCAUCAGACUGAAGAUGAGGCCCUGUCCACGUUGAUCGCCUUACGCAAGAGCAAGAGCUCGCGCACAAUGGUGUAUUCCGGCGCCAAAAGAACCGGGUUUAUGGGCGAGGUCCCUUCGUUGCUGCAAAUCUGCAUACGGGUGCUUCAGGAGCACGUGGACGAUAUUGAGGAGUGCGGUGGUUUGGGCUACGAUAUCCUGGAGCCCGUGUUGGAGCGGGCCACCCCGCCCACCCUGAUGCAUAUCGAAGAGCGCAAUCCCAAUCUCAUGGAAGACACGGGUCCUCUGUGGGAACGAUUUUGCAAGAAGCAUUUCGCCAAGGACAAACGUGAAGAGUUCGAGUCUUGGCGCGAAAUGUUUGAGCGCUGCACGCAAGAGCGGGAAACCAAGCUCAACAUGCUCAAGCUGAAAGUCAAGGACUCCUACAAGCGAGAAGAGAGCUCGCACAAGCGAGCCAAACUGGCCUAUGUGGGCACGGUGGCUAAACCGCCCCGGGGGGUUAUGCGGGCUCAAGCCAAGCAUGGCACGGGACUGCCCGUGGGGUUCAAAAUGGGCGCCGGUAACGUACCCGUCCGGUCCUCGGUCGCCCCCGUUCCCGUGGGCAGUGCACCUAAACCCAAGCCCAAGGUGGCGCCUAUGAUGGCCAAGACACUGCGUAUGGCUCGGGGUCUCAAGACCGGUUAUAGAAAGUAAUAGAGGCAGUUGUUUUGGUCACGGCACGCCUCUUAGACACACGAUGAUCCAUCAAGCUGUCUACACGAGCAAGAAAAACGAAUGAUACAUCCAGUAGCAACAAAGAUGACGAUGACCCUUUAUGCACUAUCAAGUGAUAACCACUUCUGUUUCAACACUCCACGGUUGGCUGAUCUCGGUCAACCCAAUCCAUCCCCAACCCACCAGAGAAUUGUGGGACAUGCUUUGUAGCCUAUUUUACCCCCUUGGAACGUCAAACAAACAGAAAAUUCUCUUAAGAGUUAUGUUGUCCCUCUUUCGUCCAGCCCCACGAUCACGGAGGUUGGUUUCCUUUACCAUCCGAGAUUACUUUCCAUCCGGAAGGAUCUCGGAUCCCCCACCUCUUCCAAUUUUGCACCACCCUCGUCGCUAUUGGUUUGUUGUCUCACAAGAAAAUAAAUUCAUAUAUUGAGAAGA
Tigriopus californicus is the source of this 2418-nucleotide messenger RNA. RefSeq names its product transcription elongation factor B polypeptide 3-like. Lineage: Eukaryota; Metazoa; Arthropoda; Copepoda; Harpacticoida; Harpacticidae. Gene Ontology annotation, biological process: transcription elongation by RNA polymerase II. The record is from RefSeq and is a predicted model, not a curated record. Gene Ontology annotation, cellular component: elongin complex; nucleus.